Glycine soja is the source of this 4393-nucleotide messenger RNA. RefSeq names its product ABC transporter B family member 19-like. The coding region runs from base 408 to 4160 and encodes 1250 amino acids. NCBI's taxonomy places the organism in Eukaryota, Viridiplantae, Streptophyta, Magnoliopsida, Fabales, Fabaceae. The record is from RefSeq and is a predicted model, not a curated record. Gene Ontology annotation, molecular function: ATP binding; ATP hydrolysis activity; ABC-type transporter activity. The transcript is spliced from 10 exons. Gene Ontology annotation, cellular component: membrane. Gene Ontology annotation, biological process: transmembrane transport.
UCACAACCUCAGUUAAAACCAAACCACUCACACUAUAAAACCACACUUCACACCUCUCUCUCUUCCCAAACUCUUGUUCUUCUCCCAAACUUCCUUUGACCACUGUCCACCAACACACACACUCUCUCUCAACUCUCUUUGCUUUCUCUACCAAACCAAAAAACGAUAUUGACACUGCAAAAAGAUAGCAUAUAUCAAAAGGGGUUGUUGUUUCAGAUCUCCUUCAUUCAAUGUAAAGAAAAAAGUCACAACAUGAAACACCUCACAAGGCCUAGAUCUCCUUGUUCAUGGCAUUGAGACUCUGGUUACUCUAAAAAUCCCAUUUUGAUUCCACCCUUUUGUUUUUUCUCACUUCAGAACCUGUGUUUCAUAGUUUGGCGGUGUUUGUUUGUUUGUGACUUGUUCUAAUGGCUGAAGCUGCUGAGCCUAAUAAAGCAUUGCCUGAGGCAGAGAAGAAGAAGGAGCAGACACUACCCUUUUACAAGCUCUUCUCAUUUGCAGACAAGUGUGAUUGGAUGCUCAUGAUCUCUGGCAGCAUAGGAGCUAUUAUUCAUGGCUCAUCCAUGCCGGUUUUCUUCCUCCUCUUUGGUGAAAUGGUUAAUGGCUUUGGCAAAAACCAAAUGAACUUGAAGAAAAUGACAGAAGAAGUAUCAAAGUAUGCUCUCUAUUUCGUGUACCUUGGCCUUGUCGUUUGCAUAUCAUCCUAUGCAGAAAUUGCAUGCUGGAUGUACACUGGGGAGAGGCAAGUGAGCACACUGAGAAAGAAGUACUUGGAGGCAGUGCUUAAACAAGACGUUGGUUUCUUUGACACGGAUGCAAGAACAGGAGAUAUUGUUUUCAGUGUUUCCACAGAUACUCUUCUAGUUCAAGACGCUAUAAGCGAGAAGGUGGGGAACUUCAUACACUAUCUAUCAACGUUUCUGGCUGGUCUAGUGGUUGGUUUUGUUUCAGCAUGGAGGCUUGCACUUCUGAGUGUUGCAGUGAUUCCUGGGAUUGCCUUUGCUGGUGGAUUGUAUGCUUACACACUCACUGGCCUCACAUCGAAGAGUCGAGAAUCUUAUGCGAAUGCUGGCAUCAUCGCCGAGCAGGCAAUUGCUCAAGUUAGAACAGUUUACUCUUAUGUUGGUGAGAGCAAGGCAUUGAAUUCUUAUUCCGAUGCAAUACAAAACACAUUGAAGCUUGGAUACAAGGCAGGGAUGGCCAAAGGUUUAGGCCUGGGAUGCACAUAUGGAAUAGCUUGCAUGUCUUGGGCACUAGUUUUCUGGUAUGCUGGAGUUUUCAUCAGAAAUGGACAAACAGAUGGUGGCAAGGCGUUCACCGCUAUUUUCUCGGCCAUUGUUGGUGGCAUGAGUUUGGGACAGUCAUUUUCGAACUUAGGCGCUUUCAGCAAAGGCAAAGCUGCUGGAUACAAAUUGAUGGAAAUCAUCAAUCAGAAACCAACCAUAGUGGAAGAUCCAUCGGAAGGAAAGUGCUUAGCUGAGGUUAAUGGCAACAUUGAAUUUAAGGAUGUCACUUUCAGCUACCCUUCGAGGCCGGAUAUGUUUAUCUUUCGCAAUUUCUCAAUCUUUUUCCCUGCUGGUAAAACUGUUGCAGUUGUUGGUGGUAGUGGAUCUGGAAAAAGCACAGUUGUUUCCUUGAUAGAAAGGUUCUACGAUCCAAAUGAAGGUCAGGUUCUGCUGGAUAAUGUGGACAUUAAGACACUACAACUAAAAUGGUUACGUGAUCAAAUUGGGUUGGUGAAUCAAGAACCUGCACUCUUUGCAACUACCAUUCUUGAGAAUAUACUCUAUGGAAAACCUGAUGCAACAAUGGCUGAAGUGGAGGCUGCUACUUCUGCUGCAAAUGCUCAUAGCUUUAUUACCUUACUUCCUAAUGGCUAUAACACUCAGGUAGGAGAGCGAGGAGUUCAAUUAUCUGGGGGCCAAAAGCAGAGAAUUGCUAUUGCUAGAGCUAUGUUGAAAAAUCCAAAAAUCCUUCUAUUAGAUGAAGCUACUAGUGCUCUUGAUGCAGGGUCUGAAAACAUUGUUCAAGAGGCACUAGACAGGCUCAUGGUUGGAAGAACAACCGUGGUUGUUGCACAUCGUCUAUCAACCAUAAGGAAUGUUGAUACCAUUGCAGUUAUACAACAAGGCCAAGUUGUUGAGACAGGCGCACAUGAAGAACUCAUUGCCAAGGCAGGCACCUAUGCCUCACUCAUUCGGUUCCAAGAAAUGGUUGGAAAUAGGGACUUCUCCAACCCAUCAACUCGCCGGACACGGUCAUCUCGCUUGAGCCAUUCAUUGUCAACCAAGUCCUUAAGCCUCCGGUCUGGAAGCUUGAGGAACUUGAGCUACCAGUAUAGCACCGGAGCCGAUGGCCGCAUUGAGAUGAUAUCAAAUGCUGAAACAGACAAGAAAAAUCCUGCCCCAGAUGGAUAUUUCUUCAGGUUGCUCAAGAUGAAUGCUCCUGAAUGGCCUUACUCAAUCAUGGGAGCUGUUGGUUCUGUUCUUUCUGGAUUCAUUGGCCCAACUUUUGCUAUUGUUAUGAGCAACAUGAUUGAGGUCUUUUACUUCAGUAAUUAUGCAUCCAUGGAGAGGAAGACUAAGGAGUAUGUCUUCAUUUACAUUGGUGCUGGUCUCUAUGCUGUUGGUGCAUACUUGAUACAACAUUACUUCUUUAGUAUCAUGGGAGAAAACCUCACCACAAGGGUCAGAAGAAUGAUGCUUGCCGCUAUUUUGAGGAAUGAAGUUGGAUGGUUCGAUGAGGAGGAGCACAACUCAAGCCUUGUUGCAGCUCGCCUUGCCACAGAUGCAGCUGAUGUCAAGUCUGCCAUUGCUGAGAGGAUAUCAGUGAUUCUACAGAACAUGACAUCUCUCCUUACUUCUUUCAUAGUUGCUUUCAUAGUUGAAUGGAGGGUUUCCUUGCUCAUCUUGGCAACUUUCCCUCUCCUUGUUCUAGCCAAUUUUGCUCAGCAACUAUCUCUAAAAGGGUUUGCUGGAGACACAGCCAAGGCUCAUGCAAAGACAAGUAUGAUAGCAGGAGAGGGAGUGAGCAACAUCAGAACAGUUGCAGCAUUCAAUGCUCAGAACAAGAUGUUAUCGGUGUUCUGCCACGAGCUCCGAGUGCCUCAGAGCCAGAGCCUGCGCCGGAGCCUGACAUCCGGCUUCUUGUUCGGUCUCUCUCAGCUUGCCCUCUAUGCCUCCGAGGCUCUCAUUCUAUGGUAUGGUGCACAUUUGGUCAGCAAAGGUGUUUCAACCUUCUCAAAGGUCAUCAAGGUGUUUGUGGUCCUAGUGAUCACUGCGAAUUCGGUGGCUGAAACCGUGAGCCUUGCACCGGAGAUUAUUCGCGGUGGCGAAGCUGUUGGUUCAGUGUUCUCAAUCCUCGAUCGAUCAACAAGAAUUGACCCUGAUGAUCCUGAUGCUGAUCCGGUUGAAUCGCUUCGCGGGGAAAUUGAGCUCAGACAUGUUGAUUUUGCAUACCCUUCUAGGCCUGAUGUGAUGGUGUUCAAGGAUUUUAACCUUAGGAUCCGUGCAGGCCAGAGUCAGGCUCUUGUGGGGGCAAGUGGUUCGGGGAAGAGUUCUGUUAUUGCAUUGAUUGAGAGAUUCUAUGACCCUAUUGCUGGAAAAGUGAUGGUGGAUGGAAAGGACAUUAGGAAGUUGAACUUGAAGUCUUUGAGGCUUAAAAUUGGGUUGGUGCAGCAAGAGCCAGCACUUUUUGCAGCAAGCAUUUUCGAGAACAUUGCAUAUGGGAAAGAAGGUGCAACCGAGGCUGAGGUGAUUGAGGCCGCGCGUGCUGCGAACGUGCACGGAUUUGUGAGUGGUUUGCCUGAAGGUUACAAGACACCGGUUGGCGAGAGAGGCGUGCAACUCUCUGGAGGGCAAAAGCAAAGGAUUGCCAUUGCAAGAGCCGUGCUUAAGGACCCCACAAUUCUUCUACUAGAUGAGGCCACAAGUGCACUUGAUGCUGAGUCCGAGUGUGUGCUACAAGAGGCCUUGGAGAGGCUAAUGAGGGGUCGCACCACGGUGCUCGUGGCUCAUCGUUUGUCAACCAUUAGAGGGGUUGAUUGCAUUGGUGUGGUUCAAGAUGGGCGCAUUGUGGAGCAAGGUAGCCAUUCUGAACUUGUCAGCAGGCAUGAGGGGGCAUAUUCUAGACUCUUGCAGCUACAACAUCAUCACAUAUGAGAAUAUGAGAGAAAGAGAUUAUUGUUUUUUUUGUAUUUGAUAAAUAUGACCUUGUGGGGGUGAUAAUUAUGUUUGGGUCCCAUUAACCUCAUGCUUUGGUUUUUCUUUUUUUCUUUCUUUUAGAUGUAGAUAUGUGGGAUAUGAGGUUUGUAGCUUGAGUUCAAAGUGAUCUAUUUCCAAUGGGGUAUCAAUUAUUAUAUUUAAUCACAUGCCAAUGGUGCAUAAGCCUGUCA